Messenger RNA from Aspergillus tubingensis, 945 nucleotides. RefSeq names its product SMP-30/gluconolactonase/LRE family protein. The coding region runs from base 1 to 945 and encodes 314 amino acids. NCBI's taxonomy places the organism in Eukaryota, Fungi, Ascomycota, Eurotiomycetes, Eurotiales, Aspergillaceae. Gene Ontology annotation, molecular function: calcium ion binding; gluconolactonase activity. Gene Ontology annotation, biological process: L-ascorbic acid biosynthetic process. The record is from RefSeq and is a predicted model, not a curated record. The transcript is spliced from 4 exons.
AUGUCCGGCUUCCAGUACCAAAAGUGGACGGUCUCUGAGCCGUAUGUCGAUGUACCAGGAACCUUAUUGGAAGGACCGUUUCACGACAAGACCAGAAAUGAGUUUCGCUUUGUCGAUAUCUGGGAGCAGAAACUAUACGUUCUGGACCUGGCCAAAGGCCCCGACUCCCUGAAGAUCAUGGACACAUCUGCGUCAAUCGGAGUAACCGCCAACAUUGCGAAUGCUGGGGAUUCACGCGAAAAUCAGAUCGUCGUAGCCGCAAAACAUGGAUUCGCCCUGGUUGACCGCACCACGGGCGCACUGUCCUAUAUUCAGAAAGUGUGGGACGAUCCGGCCAAGGAGCAUAGAAUGCGUUUCAACGAUGGGGCCGUCGACAGCCACGGCCGCUUCUGGGCUGGAGCCAUGAACGAUCCUAAGGUGCAGAACCCAGUCAACGAAGGUGUGAUAUUCAGGUUAGACCCGGACAUGAAACUGCACCGCAUGGUUGAACAGGUGACGAUUCCCAACGGGAUUGGCUGGAAUCCUGCGGAUGACACUAUGUACCUGACCGACUCUCCCACCGGCAAGAUUUACGCCUUUGAUUUCGAUGCUGAGACCGGAAACAUCAGCAACCGAAGGGUGUUCUUUGACAUUGGGGAGCCAAAGGAGCCAGAUGGAUUUGCCAUCGAUGAGGAGGGGUGUAUAUGGAGUGCUAUUUACGGUGGUGGAAAGGUGAUUCGUAUCUCGCCGGAGGGCAAGGUCAUUGGCGAGAUAACUUUUCCCACGCGAAACAUUACCUGUCCAGUUUUUGUGGGAACGGAGCUCUUCAUCACGACUGCCAAGGAUGAUACCAAUGAUGACCAGCUUCCGGAAUCCGUCCGGUAUGGAGGCCGGCUCUAUAGAGUCGAUGUCGGCAUCAAGGGUAAGCCUAAGAACGAGUUUCGACUUGAAGGCUGCCCACAAUAG